Polyodon spathula (Mississippi paddlefish) is the source of this 1148-nucleotide messenger RNA. RefSeq names its product regulator of G-protein signaling 5-like. The transcript has 5 exons. The record is from RefSeq and is a predicted model, not a curated record. Bases 49 to 654 code for a protein of 201 amino acids. Lineage: Eukaryota; Metazoa; Chordata; Actinopteri; Acipenseriformes; Polyodontidae.
UCUUACUGCUAAACAACACAAAGGAACCUAAAACUCUAUCAUAUUUCUAUGAAAAUGUGCAGAGGAUUAGAAUCACUACCAAACAAUUGCCUUGAGAGGGCCAAGGGGUUGAAGUCUCGCUUGAGCAUUUUUCUUCAAAAGUCAGAUGCUUUUAGCAACCUUGGACAUUCAAACAAAGCAGAUAAACUCAGGCCCUCCCUACAGGAAGCACUGCAGUGGAGAGAGACUUUUGACAAACUCCUGACAAAUAAACAUGGUUUGACUGCCUUCAGAGCGUUCUUGAAGUCUGAGUUUAGCGAGGAAAACAUUGAGUUCUGGCUUGCCUGUGAGGAUUACAAGAAUACCAAGUCAUCUGCAAAGCUGUCAUCCAAGGCAAAGACUAUUUAUGAAGAAUAUUUUGAAAAAGAUGCACCAAAAGAGGUCAACAUUGAUCACGAAACAAGAAAGAUUACGAAGAAUAACCUUCUAAACCCUUCACUUUCAUGCUUCGACCUAGCACAGAAUCAGAUCUACACUCUCAUGGAGAAAGACUCUUACUCGAGAUUUCUAAAAUCAUCUAUCUACCAGGAGCUGACAAAGAAGCCCAUGUGUAGCUGCAUCCAGCAACAGAACUCCAGCAAGAAACCCCACACACGAACACAUCCAGUGAUAUAACAACUAGGAAACAAUGGGUCUGCAGGAAAAGAGCCAAGUCGACACAGUGUGGAGGCAAGCAGGACUAAGUCAUGUGGACAAGAGCUCCAAAAGAGCUAGGUCAGAUACAACCAUAUCUAUCAGACGCCUGUCCAGCCUUCAGGCCAGAUAAACUUGUUUUAAAGAAUAAAGUUUAUGAGAGGAACUGUGGGAGAUGACGCAGAGAAAGUACCUUUCUAAAGUAGUCAUUUUUUUUGCUCUAGAUAUUUUAUUGUACUAAAUUGAGCUGCUUUGACUAUGCAAUGCAAAUGUCAUAGGACAUUUAUGAAUAUGCAUUAUGAUAAGUAUUGUGACACUAACUAAAAGUGUUUCAAACCCACCCUGUUGCUGAUGUAAGAAUAUAUUUUAAGGAAUGAUUUAAUUUCAAGCUCUAACUUAUUAUUUAUAAUAUUUAAAAUGUUGUCUAAAGUGUCCUGUGAAACACAAAUGCAAUUCUGAUUUGUUAAAAUGGAAAA